Messenger RNA from Centropristis striata (black sea bass), 2000 nucleotides. RefSeq names its product KDEL endoplasmic reticulum protein retention receptor 2b (gene kdelr2b). Gene Ontology annotation, molecular function: ER lumen protein retrieval receptor activity. Gene Ontology annotation, cellular component: cis-Golgi network; endoplasmic reticulum; membrane. The record is from RefSeq and is a predicted model, not a curated record. Gene Ontology annotation, biological process: endoplasmic reticulum to Golgi vesicle-mediated transport; protein retention in ER lumen. The transcript has 5 exons. The coding region runs from base 152 to 790 and encodes 212 amino acids. NCBI's taxonomy places the organism in Eukaryota, Metazoa, Chordata, Actinopteri, Perciformes, Serranidae.
CUUUGCUCGCCAUUUUCCGUCUUGUGAAGCAGAAUCAGUCUAUUCUAGUGUCACCGCGUCAUUCAGCACAUUAACCAGAGCAGCAGACCACCUGAGCUCCUCAUAAAGAGUCUUAAACCGGUUCUCCUCUGUCUGCUGGACCUCCACCACCAUGAACAUCUUCAGGCUGACCGGAGACCUGUCCCACCUUGCAGCCAUCAUCAUCCUGCUGCUCAAAAUAUGGAAAACCAGGUCCUGUGCCGGUAUUUCUGGGAAGAGUCAGGUCCUGUUUGCGUUGGUGUUCACUACCCGCUACCUGGACCUGCUCACCUCCUUCAUCUCCCUCUACAACACCACCAUGAAGAUCAUCUACAUCGGCUGUGCGUACGCCACCGUCUACCUGAUCUGCGUCAAGUUCAAGGCAACUUAUGACGGAAACCACGACACGUUCAGGGUGGAGUUCCUGGUCGUCCCUGUCGGAGGCCUGGCGUUCCUGGUUAACCAUGACUUCUCUCCCCUGGAGAUCCUGUGGACGUUCUCCAUCUACCUGGAGUCGGUGGCCAUCCUGCCGCAGCUCUUCAUGAUCAGUAAGACGGGCGAGGCGGAGACCAUCACCACCCACUACCUGUUCUUCCUGGGCCUCUACAGAGCCCUCUACCUCAUCAACUGGAUAUGGAGGUUCUACUUCGAGGGGUUCUUUGACAUGAUCGCCAUCGUUGCUGGGGUGGUGCAGACCAUCCUCUACUGCGACUUCUUCUAUUUGUAUGUAACAAAAGUGCUGAAAGGAAAGAAGCUGAGUCUGCCAGCUUAAGUGCCAAAGAGGAGCGUUGUGGCAGACUCAAAGAGGAGGACUGGAGGGGAGGAGGAGCGGCAGUGGACACCUCUGAAACCCUUCAUCCCACCCUCCACCACCUCCUCCUCCUCCUCCUCCUCCUCCUCCUCCCCUCCCGCCCGUGUAAGAUGCCUGAGACAGAGAGCGAAUGGGAGCCGCUGGCUGCACCUCCUCCUGAUCCCCGAGUCAGCAGGAGUCACUACACCUUGCAGACGCUGCUCCUCCGCCUUCGGAUUUCUGUUUGACGCAUCUUGCCUUAACUUUUUUUAUUACUCUGUAUAAAGGAAGGGAAAAAAAAACACGAGUUUUCUACAGGAAAAAAAAUGUGUACUCUGAAGAUUUGACACAUUGGUGAAUAAGAGCAGAAGAUGUAAAAUUGCCUUUGAUUUGGCAUUGUAUGAUAAUGAAGCGGACUUCUUGUGGUGGGAUAUUAUUGACUCAAGCGUUUGUAAUAGUAUUUGCAAUCGAAAUAAAUGUGCAUUGUUUUUUUUUUUUUCCUCAAUCGAUUUGGAGAGGAAUUUGUUGAAUCCUCAUAACUUUGGUGGUCAUUAUUCAUGUUUUUGCUCUUCUAUUUUUUGACCACUAUGCAUUCCCGUGUCUAAAGACUAUCUAUUUUAGUUUCCCUUGGUAGAAAAAAUGGUAUAAAUUGAAUAUUGAUGCCAUAAUUUAACAUUCUCUUUUUUUUUUUUUUUGUGCAAAUGCCUUCAAAAUUGACUGGUAAGAGUUGCUUUUGUGAAUGGAAGUAAAGGGUUAAAACAGGACACAGAUGAACUCACCAUUGUAUAUGACUUUCUUCAUUUUAAUAGGACAAUAUAUAUCACCUGUAAGAAUACAUUAUUGUCUCCAUUAUGGCUCCAUUAAAUGUUUGAGAUGAGUGAAUUCACUGGUUUUACAGAAGGAAGUCUUUUGGGUUUUUCUUUGAAGUGAAGAUGUAUUUGUUUUAUCGUCUUCCUGGUUUCCAAUAAACAGUUUGUAGUUGUGGAUACUUUUAACAGUAGAAUGAAAUAAAUCUCCCCGUGGCAGGUGAGCACAAUCCUCCCGACGCUGUUACAGAUAAUCAGAAAUAGUUCUGAAGACAUAUCUGCUUCUCUUUCAGUUUUCAUGCAUCAUUCCAAGUUUCCUUUUCGUUUUUUUUCCAGAGCUUUUGCAUGAUGUUGCCACCACAAAUAAAGAUUUUAUGGGAAACAUC